AUGACCAACGCCAUUUCCAACCGCUUCUUUGUCUCCCUCUCCACUCCCCCAAACCACUUCCUCGUCCCUCCGCUCUCACAUUUUCGCCGCUUCCACCGGCCACAUCUCUACCGCAAACCACCGCUGCACGAACGCGCUUCUCGCUCGGUGACGCGCUUUUCCUCCGUCUCCUCCUCUUCUUAUUCUGGCAAGCCGGGGUUCGUGGGAUGGUAUCUGCGCAUGCUCGAAACUUAUCCUCUCAUUAUCAAGAGCGUAACCUCGUCACUUGUGUUCGCCGCGUCUGACAUCACUUCUCAGGUAACACCUUUUUGUGCUUCAUAUGAUCUUAUAAGGACACUGCGUAUGGCAAUAUAUGGACUGCUAAUCUUGGGGCCAACACAGCACACGUGGUUUGGUUUUCUAUCUAAAAUUUUCCCGAAGACAGAUUUGGCAUCAACCUUGAAGAAAAUCUUAAUGGGGCAACUUAUAUUAGGUCCUAUCAUCAAUGCUGUCUUCUUCUCCUAUAAUGGUGCUUGCCAAGGUGAAGGUGGAACUCAAAUUAUGGCCAGGUUGAAGCGAGAUCUACUUCCUACAUUGUUAAGUGGUGCUCUGUAUUGGCCUGUAUGUGAUUUUGUGACCUUGAGAUACCUUCCAGUUCGUUUGCAGCCACUGCUGAAUAGCACCUUCACAUAUGUAUGGACAAUAUUUUUAACGUACAUGGCAAACAGAGGGUGAGGCAUGUGCUUGGUUUGUACAUACGCACAUAAAGGAUUUUCAAGCAAUUUUCCGUUGCUUAGCAAAUCUCACCAGAUACAAGAAUCUUGGUAUUUACAAAUUUCUAAAUUUUAUUUCCAUUUUCUAUUCAAUUUUCUUUUUAAUU
Vigna radiata var. radiata (mung bean) is the source of this 859-nucleotide messenger RNA. RefSeq names its product PXMP2/4 family protein 4-like. The coding region runs from base 1 to 714 and encodes 237 amino acids. Gene Ontology annotation, cellular component: membrane; cytoplasm. NCBI's taxonomy places the organism in Eukaryota, Viridiplantae, Streptophyta, Magnoliopsida, Fabales, Fabaceae. The transcript has 4 exons. The record is from RefSeq and is a predicted model, not a curated record.